AUGGAUCCUAAAACCCUAGCGAUUAGCGAAGGCAAACCCUCCCUUCUCUCCCGCCGCCGCGACCAUGAGUUCGGCCAGGCCGUCGAAGAAGCGGAAGCAGCCCGUCGCCGCCCCUCCGGAGUCGGACUCCGAGGAGGAGGAGUCGGUCUACGACACUGCCUCCGACGAGGAGGAGGAGAUGAUGCAGCAGGAGGAGCAGGCGAGCGACGAGGGGGACGAGGAGGAGCAAGCGCUGGCGCAGGAACAGGAAGAGGGGGACGAGAGCGAGGAGGAGGUGAAGGAGGUGAAGGAAACAGGGAAGAAGAAGGAGAAGAAGAAGAAGGAGAAGAAGAAGAAGGAGAAGAAGAAGAAGGAGAAGAAGGGGAAGACGGAGAUGAAGGAGAAAGAAGAAAGGAAUGAGGAGGAGGGGGGAAAAGAGGAAAAGAAGAAGGAGAAGAAGAAGAAGAAGGGGGAGGGAAGUGGGAUUCUGACGAACAAGAUGUUCUCGGAGCUCCUUAUCUCCGAGCUCACUGCCAAGGCCAUCAGAGAGAUGAACUACACCCACCUCACCCAGAUUCAAGCUAGAUCGAUCCCGCCUCUGUUGGAAGGAAAGGAUGUGAUGGGCGCAGCCAAAACUGGCUCGGGGAAGACUCUUGCAUUCCUUAUACCAGCAAUUGAGCUGCUCUAUCAAACGCGUUUCUUGCCAAGGAAUGGGACUGGAGUUAUCGUGGUUUGCCCAACAAGGGAGCUUGCUAUCCAGACACACAAUGUUGCCAAGGAGUUAAUGAAGUAUCACUCGCAAACUGUUGGAUAUGUAAUUGGCGGUAAUAACCGGAGAGGUGAAGCUGAUCAGCUCGCAAAGGGGGUCAAUUUAUUAGUCGCUACACCAGGCAGGCUUUUGGACCAUCUACAAAAUACCAAGAGUUUCAUGUACAAAAGUCUAAAGUGCCUUGUAAUUGAUGAAGCUGAUCGUAUACUUGAGCAAAACUUUGAGGAAGAUAUGAAACAAAUAUUUAAACGCCUUCCUCAGAACAGGCAGACUGUUCUUUUUUCUGCUACACAGACUCCAGAGGUUGAAAAUUUUGCUAAGUUGUCAUUUGAGAAAAAUGAAGAACGUAAAGAAAAACCAGUUUAUGUUGGAGUUGAUGAUGAUAAAUCAAAGGCUACUGUUGAAGGUUUACAGCAGGGCUAUUGUGUCAUUUCUAGCGAGAAAAGGUUCCUGGUUCUGUAUGCUUUCCUCAAAAAGCAGCAGUCAAAGAAUAAGAAGGUCAUGGUGUUCUUUUCAUCAUGUAAUUCAGUCAAAUUCCAUGCAGAACUUCUGAAUUUCCUUCAGAUAGACUGUUCUGAUAUCCAUGGGAAACAAAAGCAGCAGAAACGAACUACAACAUUCUUUAGCUUUUGCAAGGCAGAAGAGGGCAUCUUAUUGUGCACCAAUGUGGCAGCACGUGGACUUGAUAUCCCUGAUGUGGAUUAUAUUGUACAAUAUGAUCCUCCGGAUGAACCAAAGGAUUACAUUCACAGAGUUGGUCGUACUGCACGUGGUGAUAAAGGAAAAGGAAGAGCAUUACUGUUCUUACUACCACAAGAAUUAAAGUUUAUCAUUUAUCUGAAGGCGGCCAGGGUUACUCUGACAGAAUACGAUUUCAAUGAAAAGAAGGUGCCAAACUUGCAAUCACACCUCGAGAAUAUUGUUUGUGAGAAUUACUUCCUAAACCAGUCAGCAAAAGAAGCCUACAGAUCCUAUGUUUUGGCAUACGACUCACACUCUAUGAAAGACAUUUUUGAUGUCCAUCAACUAGAUCUGAAGAAAGUAGCAGCAUCUUUCUGCUUCCGGAACCCUCCAAAAGUGAAUCUCGGCCUGGAGAGCAGUGCAUCGAAACAUCGGAGGAAAAUGAGGAGAGUGGAUGGUGGGAAGAGGCAUGGUAUCGGACCUUCGAAUCCUUACGGAAGGAAAGACAGAGACGGUGAUGAUAAACGACAGUUCGCAAGAUUCUAAAAAGGAAGAGCCUUUUCAUGGGGUUUAACUGCCCGUGGCAAUUGCGUUGUGUGUUUACAUCAGAGUUACGAAGUCACCUGGCUUCUGAAAUUUUUGUUAGGUUACUUGAUAUUAUAAACGGAUGAGAUUUUAAGUUUCGAAAGGGAUGAUCGCUUCAUUUUA
Molecule: messenger RNA, 2137 nt
Organism: Phragmites australis (common reed)
Lineage: Eukaryota; Viridiplantae; Streptophyta; Magnoliopsida; Poales; Poaceae
Product: DEAD-box ATP-dependent RNA helicase 27-like
Exons: 12
Coding region: 65-1975 (636 amino acids)
Biological process (GO): maturation of LSU-rRNA from tricistronic rRNA transcript (SSU-rRNA, 5.8S rRNA, LSU-rRNA)
Cellular component (GO): nucleolus
Molecular function (GO): nucleic acid binding; ATP binding; RNA helicase activity
Source: RefSeq, a predicted model, not a curated record